Pelecanus crispus (Dalmatian pelican) is the source of this 579-nucleotide messenger RNA. Lineage: Eukaryota; Metazoa; Chordata; Aves; Pelecaniformes; Pelecanidae. The record is from RefSeq and is a predicted model, not a curated record.
CGCACACAGAGCUUGUGCUGGGUCACUGCCUCUCCCAGCUCAAGGCAGAAUCAGGUUCCUGUAAUAGGGAAGAAUUCAGCUGACAAGAGCAUGACUCCCUUCUUUGUGAUGUCUCUCCUCUUUGGCCUGACUUUCGGUCACACAGCAUCACUUUGUGCUCCUUCUGAGUAUAUAAUCCAUGUGGAGAAAAGGGAAUGUGCCUACUGCCUGGCCAUCAACACCACCAUCUGCGCUGGAUUUUGCAUGACUCGGGACAGCAAUGGCAAGAAGCUGCUACUCAAAAGUGCUCUGUCGCAGAACGUGUGCACAUAUAAAGAGAUGUUGUAUCAAACAGCACUAAUUCCAGGCUGUCCUCGUCACACCAUCCCUUACUAUUCCUACCCUGUGGCUGUGAGCUGCAAGUGUGGUAAAUGUAACACUGAUUAUAGUGACUGUGUUCAUGAGAAGGUUAGGACAAACUACUGCACUAAACCACAGAAGCUCUGUAAUGUGUAAGCUUCCAACAGAAUGUGGUCGAAAUGUACCUCUCUGCUCACAGCUAAACAUAAAUAAAAGCAUACUUCAUAACAGGUUUGCAAA